Messenger RNA from Saprolegnia diclina VS20, 2183 nucleotides. RefSeq lists its product as hypothetical. Gene Ontology annotation, cellular component: plasma membrane. Gene Ontology annotation, molecular function: oxidoreductase activity. The transcript has a single exon. The coding region runs from base 13 to 2139 and encodes 708 amino acids. The record is from RefSeq and is a predicted model, not a curated record. NCBI's taxonomy places the organism in Eukaryota, Oomycota, Saprolegniomycetes, Saprolegniales, Saprolegniaceae.
UUUCCAGAGAGCAUGGCUCCCAAUACACCCCAUGCUGUCGUCCAUGACGGCCAUUUCCAACAAGUGACGACGCCCGCGUCCUUUGAUGUGGCGCCGAAGACGAAGGAGGCCCCAAAAGCCUCGCUCGUCCGGCUCAGUGCGCAUUGGCUCGUCGGCCUCUUGCUCGCGCUCUCGUUCUGGCCGCCGUCGACGUUCACGGACAAGAUUUCCAACAAGUUUGAUCCGUUCCUGAAGCGCCUUUGGGGCAUUGACCCCAAGGUCAAGGGCUCGGGCCACUCGGAGAUGACCAACUACACGUACUUCUUCUUUGGCAACAUCUUGCCCAUCUUUGUGGCGUUUUUGCUUGUGCGCUUGGUGACCAAGGGCGCACCGGCGCCGAUCCCGAGCCUCUCGCACUGGCUCAAGCGCAAGCCGCGCUUCCUUGGCUCACUCGUCAGCUACGGCGAGAUUCUCUUCCUCGCGAUCGUCAUCUUCGGCAACGUCAUCGUCUUCAUGGGCUUUUACAACCUCAAGGUCGGCCCCAAGUCGACGUACGCGAGCAAGAUCCGUGUCUCGGCCAAGUCGCUCGGCUUCUCGAGCUUGUGGAACAUGGUCUGGCUCGCGCUCCCCGCGUCGCGCCACUGCUUUUGGAUGGAGUGGCUCAACAUCCCGUACGCCCACGGCAUCAAGUACCACCGCUGGCUCGGUAUUGCGACUGUCUUUACGAUGGUGCUGCACGUUGGCUUUUACAUUGGCGCGUACGCCCUCAGCGACGAACUGAUCAAGCUUUUGCCGUGCUUUGACUGCAACCUUGCCACCAAGCCCGGCAAGGAGCGCUGGAUCAACGCGUUUGGCUGGCUCGGCACGUUUUGCAUGCUUAUCAUCAUGGCAACCUCGAUCUCGUACGUGCGCCGGCGCUACUACAACGUCUUUUACGUCACGCACUUUCUCUUCAUCCCGACGACGCUCUUUUCGAUUAUGCACUGGGGUGGCAUGGUCAUCUGGCUCUUUGCCGCCAUCGUGCUCUACAUUGGCAACCGCAUGAUGUCGUCGGCCACGAUCUCGGCGCCCGUUGUCGUCCGCAAGGCCAUCUCGUACCCGCACCAGGUCACCGAGCUCGUCGUCGAGUGCGAGACGCACUACCAAGCCGGCGACGUCGUCUACCUCAAGGUCCCGGCCGUCUCCAAGACGCAGUGGCACCCGUUCAGUGUCGCGUCGACGCCGCUGCAUACGCCUGGCAUGAUGACGAUUUACCUCAAGAACCUCGGGCGCUGGUCGAGCCAAGUGUUCGAGUACGUCCGUCAGUGCAACACCGCCGGUGUCGACCCUAUCAUCUACAUGGAUGGCGGGUACCCGUCGCCCGCGCUCGUCUCGUCGUCGUUUGAGAAGGCUGUUUUCAUCGGCGGUGGCAUCGGUGUCACCCCGCUCAUGGCCCAGAUCAUGCACAUUCUGCACACGGAUGCGCACCAGCAUGUGCAUUUGAUCUGGCACGUGCGCGACGUCCACAUGAUGGUGCAGUUCCAGCAGUGGUUCCACGAAGCGACCGCGCUGGCCGACCCGGCGCGCCUCCACUUGCAUUUGUAUGUGACGCAGCCGCCGACCGCGGUCAUGACGAUCCAGGACAUGCCGAUGACGUCGAUGGUUGCGUUUGACCUCAAGGCCUCUUCGAUCCCGGCGCGCCCGUACGCCAACAUUUCCGUGACCCGCCAGGUGCUCCUCAUGACGGUGGCAUUUUUCUGUGCUGGCGGUCUUCUCGUUGCCGUGCACUUCAAGAACAACUCGAUCGAAGGCGCGUACCCCUCGUACUGGCCGCUCCAGCGUGCGGUCGAGUUCCUCGCCGUUGUCGUCGGCGCCUACUGGGCGUACGUCGUCAUCUUGAUCAAGCCGUACAAGCCCAUGUCGACGGCCAUGGCCAAGACGCCGUUGGACAACAAGGCCUCGGAGGUUAUGACGAUCGACGCGUUUGUGACACACUACAAGGUGCAGUACUGCCGCGCCGACUGGCCGUCGCUCUGGGCGCAAAUUACGAGCGGCGUUCAGAAGACACUGACGCCCAAGAUCGGCGUCUAUGUCUCGGGCCCCAAGACGCUGUCGCGCGCCGUCGAUGCGAUGGCCAACUCGACGCUCUUCGAUGUCCACCACGAAGAGUUUGAGAUGUAGAGGCAGUGGUAAUAGCAAUGCAAAUGUAUACAAUGUGUGAUGUA